Molecule: messenger RNA, 5767 nt
Organism: Zootoca vivipara (common lizard)
Lineage: Eukaryota; Metazoa; Chordata; Lepidosauria; Squamata; Lacertidae
Source: RefSeq, a predicted model, not a curated record
UCCAGCCACAAUCCAGUUGUUUCACUCUAAGAUGGGCCUGCAUCUUCCUGCACAGAGGACGGGGUUCUGAAUGCUCUGCUAGCACUCUCACAGAGACAGGACAAGAGCAAACAAGGGCUGAUUUCUCAAGACCACAGAGACUGCAUAUCAGCCCAAUGUCAAGACUCUGGGCAGAGCCAAGUUUUGUGUGACAGAAGUCUGUCAGCCCCAUCUUCCUGAGAAAGGGGGGGGGUUCCAUGUGAGACCACUGCCGUUCUCUGGGAGCUUUUGCCUAGGCGAACUUUUAGCAUGAUGAAAGGUAUGAGCAUCAAGGAAGCCAGGCUACAGGAAGGACCAUUUUAUGCUGCUGAAUUAAUCUCAAGGUGGUAGGCUGGAAAAAAGCUCUUUCCUUCCUUGCCGAGGGGACAUGCACCACCAGUGCUCUGUGGACUCUGACAUUGCAGACUGGCUGACCCUCAUCCACCUGGAGAGAUACUGGGAUACCUUCAAGAAACACGGAUAUGGCUCCGUGAAAGAUGUGCUCUCUCUCAGCAAGGAGGACCUGCAGAAGCUCGGCAUCACCGCUACUGGGCACCGCAAAAGGAUUCUGAAUUUAGUACAACAAACCCGACUGCUUGUGAGGGACAGAAGUGGGCACAUGGCAGGAGAUGCUCGUUACAGCUCUGGCAAGUGUGUAAAUUCUCUGGAUGGGACUAAGGCGGCAGAGAAGAAUGAAGUGGGCACAAAGAAAGACGUCUUGGUAGAAACUAUUCCCAGCCUUGGGGUUGAACUUGACUCUGAAGACCACAGUCAGCAUCCGCGGUUGAACAAGGAACCGGCACCUCCUGUGACCAAGCCAGUGCCCAAACCCAGGACAUUGUUUCCUCGUGUGCACCAAGCAGCCAAGCCAGAGAAAGUCCCGUCGGCACAAACACCUGCGCCUGUCUGUAACCCCACGUCUUGCUCUGAACCACCUCUAAGAACGUUUAUUAUUCUGGAGGGAUUUGAUCCAGGGGAAAGUACCACGGACGCUGAGAGGCUUGAGUUCAGUCCAAAGCACCAGGCAGGGCCAGGAGACAAAGUCCAAGGGGUCGCCCUGCCACCUCAGAGUAGACCAAGGGAGGGCCACUUGGAAUAUGCUCUGCAGUGUUUUGCUCCUGAGAGUGGCAUGAGUGUGCAUGAACUCACCUCCUCAGCCACCUUCAAGAGCCAGCCUGAGGACACCGCCAGUCCAACAGAGUCGAGGCCAAGUGCCGGCCAAGUGCAAAAAGAGCCCUUGCUGCUUCCUUCUGCCCUCACCAAGUCAGCCUCCCCAGGGGAGCAGAAAGCGUCUGUGUCAGACGUCACUGUGCUCCUGCCAGUGAAAAGCAUGGAGGCGAAGGAAACUCUGAGGAGUCAGCCUUCUGACCUGGUCAAGCAAAAUGGGACUGUGACCGUGGAGAAUGCCAGGUCUUUGGGACAGCUCUGCCUAGAUCAUCCUCCACAGGGACUUGAUAACAGAUCAGGACCUGUUGAGGAAUCCAUCAGUCCCUACUGCGAGAGCAUGUUUGGGCAAUGGUGGCCUGCCCAGGAGCAGGCUGCAGCAUCCCUUGAGUGGCAGGAAUAUGAAGAGUUGCCAGAAUGUGCACCAAACCAGGGAGAAGAAAGGCCCGUAAACACCAAGAUAGAAGAAAAGAGCCAGUCCAUGCAGCCAGUCCGCAUUGGCCAGAAUGAGACCGGGGGAUACUCUUCGGUGGAGACUCUGUGGGCCAAAGGCUCCCCAUUCAGACUCUCUGACCACCUGUAUCCUGAUGAAACUUCAGAGGACCUAACCAUCUCCCCCUAUGCCAGCUAUACCUCGCUGUCAGAGCGCUCGGUCACUGUGCUCAACGGCUGGCUGGACAAGCUGUCUCCACAGGGGAACUACGUCUUCCAGCGACGCUUUGUCAGAUUUGACGGGAAAAGUCUCAUGUAUUUCAACAAUGAAAAGGAGCCAUAUCCUAAAGGUUUGGUUCCCCUCUCUGUCAUUGAUGUCGUGCGCUCCACCAAGGACAACAAAUUCCAAGUUGUCACGAAACAGAGGAUCUUUGUCUUCAGAGCUGAAAGUGAGGCUCAGCGGAAUGAGUGGUGUAGCGUCUUGCAGCAGAGAGUGGCUGAGCAGCAGCUGCUGCGUCCCCGGCUGUGCCUCAGUGGCACCACUCGUCUCCAAAAAUCUGGGCACCUGGAGCUCAAAGGCUACAAAUCCAAGCUAUAUGUGGUGCUUGUCCUGGCUGAGAUGUGGUUGUACAAAAGUGAACAGUUCUUUAAAAUGGGCAUCGCCAUCUGCCUCAUUGAGAUGCAGGGCGCCACUAUCCGAGAAGCCAAAGGCCGCACCUUUGAGCUCAUCACCCCAUUCAAAAUCUUCAGUUUUGGAGCAGAGUCUGAGCGAGAGAAGAGGGAGUGGAUGGAGGCCCUGCAGAACUCCAUUGCUGAGACGCUCUAUGACUAUGAGGUGGCUGAGAAGAUCUGGUCUAACAAAGCCAACAGGAUCUGUGCAGACUGUCGCACCUUGAGCCCUGACUGGGCUUCCGUCAACUUGUGUGUGGUGAUCUGCAAGCAGUGUGCAGGUCAACACCGGAGCCUGGGCUCCAGCAUUUCAAAGGUGCAGAGUCUGAAGCUGGACACAAGCAUUUGGAGCAAUGAGAUGGUUCAGCUAUUCAUCAUGCUGGGGAAUGAGCAAGUGAACAGGUUUUGGGCAGCGCACCUCCCGCCUUCUGAGGCCUUGCACCCCGAGGCCAGUGCUGACCAGAGGCGGGAAUUCAUCACUCGCAAGUACCGCUAUGGGCGCUACCGCAUGCCACACCCCCAGUACAGCAGCCAGGAAAAUAUUUUGCAGGCUCUGUGUGUGGCUGUGUCUGGGCCUGGACUUCUGAAGAAAAUGUUGCAGUUCUUUGCAACCACCAAGGAAACUGAGGUGGGAGGUUGCGGGUUCGUUUCUAAAGCCAAGCCCUGGGACAACAAUGGGCAGGACCAGCAAGGCAAUGUCAGUGUGGAGGAACUGAGCUCAGAAGGAGUCUACAAUGAGAUUACACAACCUGUGGCACACCGAGGCUACUUGUACAAGGCCACAGUUGUGACAAAACUGGCUGCCACCAAGAAGAGCAGAGAGGACUUUCAGAGAGUCUGGUGCUCACUGGAGAAGUUUUUCCUCUUCUAUGAGACUGACAGGAGCUCUGAGCCUGUGGGGAAGAUAGAAAUGGCUGAUGUGAUUUCACUGGGUGUGAACAGAACAGAUGGGCUGGUUAGUCCUAUCUCCUCAGAAAGGUUCCACUUCGCACUGGAACUGUAUCUGAGCAGUGAGCGAAUGCAGCAGCUGGGGACUGAUGGGCCAGACAGUUUGCAGUCGUGGGCCAGUGCCCUUGGCAAGUGGUUCACCCCUCUCAGCUGCCACUGCCUGCUGGGCUACGAGUUCCAGAAGGUGGGCAGACUCUGCUACAAGUCAAUGUUGAAUCCCAACCAGUGGCUGCAAGGUUUCUUCAUCCUCCAGAAAUCUCAUCUCUUCAUCUGCCCAGGAGAAGAGGGGGCAGCCGAGGACAGCAUCAACCUGCGGCAGCUUCAGGAGCUCAGUGUUGUUCCCCUUGCUGAUGGUCCAGAGAAGAAAGAGAUGCUGAUCCUGGUGGAGAUGGGGCGGACGUUCUGUCUUCAAGGAGCGUCGCGGCUGGACUUCUCCGCAUGGUGCGCAGCUAUUCAGGCUUCAGCAGGGGGGCAAGGGAAUGCUCUGCGUGACCAGCAGCUCAGCAGGAGUGGCAUCCCCAUCAUCGUGAACAGCUGCAUUGCCUUCAUCACCCAGUAUGGGCUACAACAUGAAGGCAUUUAUCGGAAGAACGGAGCCAAGUCUCGAAUCAAGACUUUGAUGGAGGAGUUCCGACGGGAUGCUCGAAACGUCAAACUGCGCAUCAGUGACAAUUUCAUUGAGGAUGUGACAGACGUGCUGAAGAGGUUUUUCCGGGAGCUGGAGGAUCCUGUUUUCACCACAUACCUGCACCCUCAGUGGAAGGAGGCGGCAGCAAUCUCCCAGAAGCCCCAAAGAUUGGAGCGAUACAAGGAGCUGAUAAACCGCUUGCCCCGUCUCAAUGGCAGGACCCUGGCUGCUCUGAUUGGCCACCUGUACCGGGUUCAGAAAUGUGCUGACCUCAACCAGAUGACCACCAAAAACCUAGCUCUGCUCUUUGCACCCAGCCUCUUCCAAACGGACGGAACGGGGGAACAUGAAGUCAAGGUGAUGGAGGAACUGAUUGACAACUAUGUUCCCAUCUUCAAUAUAGAGGAAGACCAGGUGUUGCAGAUGGACCUGGAGAACAGUUUGAUUACUACCUGGAGGGAUGUCCAGCUCUCACAGGCUGGCGAUAUCAUCCUUGAGGUUUACCUGGAGCAGAAGAACCCUGACUGCUGUGUCACACUUAAGGUGUCUCCCGUAAUGAGAGCAGAAGAGCUGUCCAAUCAGGUGCUGGAGAUGCGAAAUGUGGCCCCCAGCCUGGACAUCUGGCUUACCUUUGAAGUCUUAGAGAAUGGGGAACUAGAGCGCCCCCUGCAUCCCAAGGAGAAGGUCCUGGAGCAGGCCCUGCAGUGGUGUAAGCUGCCCAAACCCAGCUCUGCUUAUUUGCUGGUGAAGAAGGUUCCCAUCAGGGAAGGCAGCUGCCUCUUCACAGGUGCUAAACGUGAGAGCCCCAAAUGUGGUCUGCUGAAGUGCCGUGAGGAGUUGCCCAAACUCCUGGGGAACAAGUUUCAGGAGCGCUACUUUGUCAUCAGGGACCGCAAGUUGCUUUUACUGAAAGAGAAACGGAGUGCUAAGCCAGAGCGAGAAUGGAUGCUAGACGUGGCCAAGGUUUACAUGGGGAUUCGAAAAAAGCUGAAGCCUCCUUCACAGUGGGGUUUCACUCUGGUUCUAGAAAAGCAGCAACUGUAUUUAGCAUGCAUGGGGCAAUCCGACCUGUGGGACUGGACCACCAGCAUCCUGAAAGCCCAGCAUGACAGCAUCCGCCCAGUCAUCCUGCGUCGGCGCUCAUCUUCUGACCUAUCCAAACAGAAGUUUGGCACCAUGCCCCUGAUCCCUCUACGGGGAGACAGCACCAAUCCCACCAUGCUCUCUGCUAACCAGACCUUGCACCGCCUGCACACACGAAGGACGUUGUCCAUGUUUUUUCCAAUGAAAAUGCAUCAGGAUUCACUAGAGGAGCAGCAGGAGGCGGCUGAAUCUGAGCCUGUCUAUGAGGAAGUGGGAAACUUUGCCGACAUGGGCUUUCUGGAGCUCCAACAGUCCCUGCUACCUCCCGUGGACCGAACCAAGAAGCCAGUUCCAUGCUCAGAGCAGGCAGUAUCCAGCUCACUGCCCCCCUGCCCAGCCCCCAGGGCAUCUGGAAUCAAUGUGGCAAAAGGAUGCUGCUUUGAGAGGACCCUCAGGCUGGAGGAGAAGGACCUCCUCCCAGACAGGCUCCCAGGACACAGUGUGGCUCCAAGUGCCGGUGUAGAGAGAAUGACCGAGUUGCAUCAAGGGCCGCCUGCCCCAGACUGGGAACAGGGACUAUCGAAAGAGGCACCUGCCUCACCUCCAGAACCUCCAAUGGGAGAGGAGCCUCAAGCUGAUGCCUCCAGGAAGAAAAGCUUCCAGGCAGACUGGUCCAUCAAUGACAAACUCAUGCAAGAGCUGAGUUCUGCCAUCCUCCGAAAGAACGAGUCCCAGGCACCUGCCACAGUGGGGAAGCAGAACCCCCGGGAUGGGGCCCAGGCACAGCUGGAAGGGUCACGGGAUCUGAGGACUGAGAUCCCUUAA